This is a messenger RNA of Botrytis byssoidea, 2895 nucleotides long. RefSeq lists its product as uncharacterized. Gene Ontology annotation, molecular function: protein binding. The transcript is spliced from 4 exons. The record is from RefSeq and is a predicted model, not a curated record. Bases 1 to 2895 code for a protein of 964 amino acids. Lineage: Eukaryota; Fungi; Ascomycota; Leotiomycetes; Helotiales; Sclerotiniaceae.
AUGUCUUCUCCGGAAGAUCUCUCAAAAAGGUUGCGAGAGGAAGGGAAUGUAUUGUAUAAGUCUCGAGACUUCAUCAAAGCGAUCCAUAAAUACAUGCAAGCAGCUCGAACAUCCCGAGAUGAUCCAGCACCAAUUCGAAAUCUCUCUUCCGCUUAUUACGAGAGUGGUCAGUAUGAAAUGUGCCUGUUGUUUGCCAAGAAAGCUAUUCAUUUGAUGAACAAAGCAGUCCCUGGCGAUAAAGAUAGUGCCUUCACAACACGCAUUCAAGAAUUGGAGAAAAGAAUCAGAAAAGCCGAGGACUGCUUACCAAGAUAUCUUAUUCAAAAACAGAAAGAACGCAGAGUGGAGAUCUUGGAUCGCCUUGCACGGUAUCAUGGAUCAAUGAGAUCCGCUGGAGACUACGUGCCUAUCGGUCAUGACAAUGCCAAAUCCCUCUUUGGCGAAUCCCUUGCGCUACAAAUCCCUGCCGGCGAGACCAUCUCAUUCUUCAACAGCGGACUAGGCGAUGCUAGACACUUCCUAGCAUCUCUCAUUAGUAUCGCGCACAAAGAAGGCAAGGGAAAGAUACCGAAACGUCGAUAUCACUUCACAUUGAAUGACAUCAAUAGACAUGUGCUUACUAGAGCUCUUAUCAUAUUCUCUCUUCUGGACAAGCUCUCUCGAGUCAAAAAAGACCAAAUGUUUGAGUUGGUGAGCGUCUUAAACACAGUCUACUUCAUCUUUGCAUCAUGUUUAAUGCCCAAAUGGGUCAGCGAACAGCUGCAAGAAGUUAUUGCAGAGCUUUUAAGACGUUUGAGAAAUGGCCAACAGCCAUUAGAGUGGAUUUAUCUGUCUGAAGCAGAUGUUGCAUCCUGCAUCCAAGCGCUCGAAAAUUGGUUAUCUGGAGGCAGAGUAGCGACCUUGUUUACCGCCAAAGAAGUAAUGAAAUCUACAAUCAGCACCAUGGACGACUCUAUAUACAGUAAUAAGAGUGAUGAAUAUUGGGAACAUAUUGGGUUUCACAGCAACAAGGAGAGAGAGCUCUAUUGCGCGACUGGAGUCCUUCUGCCAUGCCUGCAGGCAAUGCAGCGACAUGAUCCAAAAUUGGUGGAUUUGAGCCUCAAGGCACUGCUCAACCCCAGAGGAAGAGAAGCGCGGCUUUUCAUGGCCCAUGUUAUGACGAAUAACUGGGUAUUCAACCCGACACAGCUGGAUUGGGAUUCGCAUACAGAUAUUGGAAACGGGGAGCCGAGAGUCUUUUUGCGAUUUGAUCCAUUUAAUUUGGUCUCGAGACUGUGGGUGGAGCUGAAGGAGGAAUUGCCACCCACGGAACAGCAUCUACAAUUAUUUGAACAUAUUGGGCCGUUUUUUGCGGAAGCAGCAAAAGCAAUUAAGUCUUUGGGUAACAGAUUGAAGGUAGAGAUGGUAAAGGGUGAUUAUAUUGAUGUCGCCGAACGAAUCCAUUUUGGUCUCCAUUAUGAUCCCACUCAGAGCCAGGCACUGGGCAAUGGGGAUAUUGGGUAUCCACGCCCAAAAGACUUCCCAUCAAUUUAUCACCGAAUAACCUUGAGCAAUGUACCGGAUUAUGUCGGUGGCCAUUUAACAACCUUCCUUCAUGCAAUGCCGCUCCUCGCCCGCCACCCUACUAGUCUCGCGGGUAGUGUGUGUCUACGAAAUCCUCCUUUUUUCCGCGACAUGGGUGACUUUCUUGCUGAGUAUCAACUUAUAAGCAGCGAGAAGAUGCUCGAACAAUUGACCGGUGUACGUAUUGUUUUUAGAGGGCAUGGGCCUGUGCCACUCGCCAGCUACACAUACUACUGUUGGAACCAGCUAAAUGAAUCUGUCCCACUUUCAAAACAGGUGAAAGCUCGUCUCUCUCGUGAGGAUCUGAUGAGGUGGUUUCAUGGACUUUUCCUUAGAAUGGCAAUUCCUAUGACGUCCGAUCAUCGUCUCAUUUCAGACAAUAAUCAUAUGAUCUAUUCGCCGCUCAAUCUUACGAUUCUUUUUCGUCAACUGGGUCACCUUCAUUGUCUAGGAUAUCCUGCUCAUUGGCUUUCAGGAGUCCUAGUCCCACUGCUCGAAGACGCCGGAAUGCUCGAGACUGAUGUUCGACCACCAAGCAACGUCCCACUUCGACCCGAUCAGGUUGAUUUAAAGUAUCCGGUCAAGGAGCUUUGUAUCAUGCCUUUUUUGCCAGAAUUGAAAACACUUGCGACUCUCUUUGCUCCUCUUCUCCCAUUCCGCAUCGAUUCAGAUCUCCUCUAUCCCAUCGACAAGAUCCACGAAUACACAAUUGAUCUCUCGCCAUUACCAGGGGGCUAUUUCCAGCCAACAUGCCUCGUUCUCCUUUUCUGGUCACCAAAUGGCAGUCCCAGCGGCCACUUACCUCCUGAACUGUAUCCCAGUCUGCGUCCGUUUCUUGACCCAAGCCGGCGCAAUGGCCCCGCUGAUCACGGAUUUGAAGACGCAGCGCAGAAAAUUGAAGAUUGGAGAGCCAAGGAAGUUAUUGUGUGGUCGACUUUGAAGUUCGAUUUUGAGAAGCAGGAAGCAAAGACAUGGAUGCCGAAACAGAUCAUUGAGCAGAUGGUGAAUAGAAAAUGGAAGUGUGGGCUUAUGAGAAGAGACCUGUGGAUGGUUGUCGGGGCUACGCUUUAUUCGACCUCGGGACGCGUCAGAGACAUGGUGAAGAUGGGAAGAAGAUGGGACGAGGUCUUCAGAGAGGACGAUGACACUGAGAAGGGUGAUGAUGGUAGCAAUGAUGAGGAUGCUUUGCAAGGAAGUGAUCCCAAUCCUAUGGAUCACCGGAUGUUCCAAGUAGUAGUUGAGGAGAUUUUCAACGACAGUAAGAAGCUGGGAGCCGCAAACGAGAACAUGAUUGAUGGUGGCGGGGCGAUGGACAAAAAGAAUAAGAGUUAA